AUCAACUCAAACAUUCACCUAAAUACUACUUUCAUACCGUUUCUUUCUUACUUUGAAGCUGCAUAAUGGCUGCGGAACCUGAAGCAAAAUUUGCCAUACACGAGGCAGCCCGUGAAGGGAAGACUUCGGUAGUGGAAUCGCUAUUGAAUGCAAAUCCAAAACUUGCAUCGCUUAAAGACGACGAUGAACGUCUACCGAUACACUGGGCCGCGGCAUAUAAUCGAUUACCAAUCGUCGAACUACUCGUCACGAACAAAUACUUUGAUCCAGAUGUCACGGAUGGUUCCGGUUGGACGCCGCUCAUGAUCGCUGCGAGUUUGAAGAAUGCGGAAGGGGACGCUAUAAUUGAGUUAUUACUACGCAAGGACGCUGAUGUGAAUAUGAAGAGUGUUUCCGGUCAAAAUGCUCUUCACUUCGCAGCCUCAAAGGCCAAUCUUUCCACCGUCAAAACCCUCGUCGCUCAUAAAUGCAGUGCGCGUGUCAAGGACAAACGUGGUCAACUCGCGCUCCAUAGGGCUGCCGCCGUUGGCUCAACCCCUAUAUUGAAAAUAUUACUUGAAGAGGGCAAGAGUCCCGUCAAUGCCACUGAUGUUGACGGGUUGACUGCAUUGCAUCAUGCCAUUUCCGAAGGUCAUGGAGAUGCAGCAAUCUUGUUGAUGAAGGCCGGUACGGAUCUGGAGAAAAGAGACGCGGAUGGGAACCUAGCUAUUGACUUGGCACCGGACGCUAAGGUUCGGAAAUAUAUUCUACAGACUGCAGAGCGCGAGGGCAUAGAAUUGCCUUGA
Talaromyces stipitatus ATCC 10500 is the source of this 785-nucleotide messenger RNA. RefSeq names its product proteasome regulatory particle subunit (Nas6), putative. Lineage: Eukaryota; Fungi; Ascomycota; Eurotiomycetes; Eurotiales; Trichocomaceae. Bases 66 to 785 code for a protein of 239 amino acids. The transcript is spliced from 6 exons. Gene Ontology annotation, molecular function: protein binding. The record is from RefSeq and is a predicted model, not a curated record.